GUUGUCUAACGCCAUGUUGUGCACAUCCCUCCACGAACACCUGGAAGACAUAAACAUGAUCCUUCACUCACAUCUUGUCAGAGCAACUAAACAUUUGUGAACGCAUCUUGCUCAUCUGCAGCCAUUUUCCUGCCAAGGUGGUCAUACACCUGCAGUCACCAGCAUUCUCUAUAGUCUACAGUGGUCCCAUUAAAAACAGACUUCUGGAAGGAGGGAGGGCUUUAUAGCUGUAAGCUACUCAGCAAGAAAGAGGUUUUGUCCAGCCUUGAGAUGUGCAAUUCUGCUGAGAUAUUCCCUCAUCAAAAGAAGGAAAAGGAAGAAAAAAUGGGAAUUUUCUUGAAAAACAGAAAAAUCUGUUUUUUGUUGUUGUUGUUGGUUGGUUGGUUUUACCGUGGUCUAAUGAAUAAACUGUACUCUUAUCAGAGGCAUCAUCUGGAUGUGACACUGCUCGGCAGGGAGAUUGGACUAGAUGACUUGCAGAGGCCCCUUCCCACCUCAACCAGUCUGUGAUUCUGUGAUCUGCCAGAACUGGCUUGCAAUCUUUUUGCAGCUGUGGUGAAUUUCUUCCACUCUGCUCCCCCCAAAAAAAUGAUUAUGGAUGGAAUUAUUAAGAACAUUCUCUCUCUAAAGAAGAAAAGCCACUUGCAUCACUCCAGGCUGAGAAGACUUCAGCAGAGACCAACUCACUGUGAAGAGCAAAAUUCAGAAAAUUUGGGUGAAAUCACUCUGUUGUCAAAACUUCACUAUGAUCUCACUAACAAGCUGGAUAUCAGUCCCAACAACAUUUCUUCUUCUCUUACAUUCUUGGAGAGCAAAGGUCUAUGCUUCUGAAAACUCAGAGGAUGAAAUAGAUUUCACAUAUCUUAUUAUAGGAGUUACUCUGGGAGCCUUUCUAGCAAUUGGUUUUAUAGCAGUCAUAAUUUGCAUGAUCAAAAAACAAAUGCUUGACAAUGUCUUUGGAGAGUCAGAUGGCAAAAUGGAUAGAAGGUCAAAUAUGGGAUCCAGUCAGAACAGAGAUGACAUCAAUGUACUAGGAAAACCAAGUACAAAUAAUCAAUAAUCCUUUUGCAAUUGACAACUACAUGGUCUGAGGCUUAACAGAAGUCUCUUGUGGAUGAGCAGGAAUCUCACCAAUAACAAUUCCUUUCUUUGCUCUUUAAUUGAAAGACUGAAUGAUUGAUUGAUUGAUUACAGGAAGAGCUUGUAAUGCAUGCUAACUUCCACCACCUGUACCAAAAUGCCUGCAGUCCCUAACAGCAUGCACACAUGAAGGAAACAUUUGAGGAAAAUAAAAAAGAUGAACUCUGCUCAUUAAUAGAUCUUGUUUAGUUGGUGAUAAAUGCAUGAUUUAUUUCCAAAAUCAAUUAAAUACAGGGUAUUCAAAAAGCUAGCAAUACAUUUCAGCAGCAGAAUUCAUAGUCACACUCAUAUUUCAGGUUAGGCAAAUAAUGGUUGAAGUAACUUAAAAAUUAUUCAUUUGAGUUUGAAGCCAACAAGGCUUCUCAAGGUUUUUCAGGAAAAGUAUGUUUUGUAUUAAUGUGAAAACAUUUAAUUCACUAAAGGUAAAUCUUGUUUAGCUUUAGGAUCAAUACCUUUUCUUUAGCUUUAGGUGGUAAUGUUAAUUUCAGCCAUUUUAAAUGAAUUGUGGUCAGUUAUGAACUAAUGUUUUCUAUGUUUAUUUUUAGAACACUGAAAUAAAAACAGUUGUAUACCCCAAACAAAAGUUUCUGGACACCUGAAAUGAAAUAUUUUGUUUCAGCUUCCUACAAACAAGCUAAUCUGCUGUUUCCAAAAUCCACCCAACCCUAUUUUUUCAGUGUAAAACAAUGCACUAAGUUCAAUCAGUCUGUGAAUAAUUUUAGUCUCCUAUCCCUCCAUUCUUGUUCUAGCCUUGUAUAUGCUGUUGAAUUUGUAGUCAUCAAAAAUGUUUGCCUAAUUCUAGGUAUAAGCUUCUUACAGUGCAAGUGACAAGAAGAGCUUUGUCUCAGAACAUUUUUAAACAAAUUAAAUAAUUAUAAUUGUUUAAACCCAAAUUAUUUUGUAAAAACAUCCCAAAUUUUGCAAAAGCUGUGAGCCUAUGGUCGCAGUUAAGAAAAUAAUGCUCUGGAUUCUAUUCUGCUUGUUUUAAAGCAAGAAUAUUGUCAUCACAGGGUGCAAGAAAAGCAGGCAGAUAUUUGUAUUUCGAACCAGGCUUUACUUUCAGCUUGUAAAGACAGGCAGCAAAUGUCAGCUGUGGGGGCUCUGCGAACACUUGGCUGGCAGCGACUCUGUGCUGGGCAUCCUCUCCUCUCAGGAAACCCAGCAGGAAUCAAAGGCUUGGGAGACUCAGGUAGAUGGCACAUGUGACAUUAAAUAAUGUGAUGGGAUUUCACUGGCAUAGCUGUUACAUCACAGCAUUACAGGAUGACUCCAAACAGGAUGUUACUUGAUUUUAUUGCAGCUUACAAAUAAUUACUAACCAGACCACAAAAUAAAUAAAGUGGAUAUGGCAAAACUUUUAUCCAAGGCCUAAGUCUGUAGACAUAUGGAUUUGUUAAACUCUCAUCUAACAUCCAUUCCUGAAGCCAGUCUCUGCUAGCUUUUAAGCCAGUUAAACUUUUAAGCCAGUUUCUGCUCUCAGUCAUGCCAGUCUCUGAUCAGAAUAAAUGAAAUUCUUUCCAGUUUUUCAGUACUGUAAUACAGCAGAAGCUAUUCAACUUGAAAAAAAAAAGAAAGAAAAAGAAAAAAGAAAAAGUUUUAAAAAAGCAAGAAAUAGAAAAAGUAAAAAAAAAUAAAAAUAAAAGAAAAAGAAAAAGUGAAGAGAAAAAGAGAAAGAAAAAGAAAGGCAAAUAUUAGACUUGAAUCCUGAGUCCAACCUGGAAAGUCUGUGUCUUAUUAACAAAUGUGACUUGAAAGAUUCCUGGAUACCAGUGUCCCCUUUCCAUUAAUCAACUUUCAGACUGAGAGCAGCUACAAUUAGCCCCACAUUUUGAAGUUAGAUCUGAUGCCCUGAGUCAGAGGCUGAGUCACACCGUCAGAGCAGAAAUAACAGAAUUAUAUUUUUAUGAAGAAUAAGCUACUGUGCUAAAUUCUAACUGUAACUGAAAGGACUUGAAUAUAAUUUUGUUCUGACCUUAGCAAACCAGGUAAUUUCCCAAAUGUGCAAAGGAAACCUUGUUAUUUAUUUGGAUUGUAAUUUUUCUGCACAUUUUGAACAACAAAAUGUAAGGCUUAUUUCAGAGAAAAGUGAUAUAUUGGAAUAAUUUCCCUGGAUUCCCUAGGUGUCUGUUACCCAGUUCUGUAACACUCCAGUUCAUUAGCCGCAUUUGCAAACAGAUAAACUAAAGCAGUAAUGUGAUACUUGCAAGUAAUUGUGUAUAUGUACAUGUGUAAGUGAAUAAACCAUCUUGUAAGGUA
Messenger RNA from Cygnus atratus (black swan), 3396 nucleotides. RefSeq names its product transmembrane protein 273 (gene TMEM273). The transcript has 8 exons. Bases 746 to 1060 code for a protein of 104 amino acids. The record is from RefSeq and is a predicted model, not a curated record. NCBI's taxonomy places the organism in Eukaryota, Metazoa, Chordata, Aves, Anseriformes, Anatidae.